UAACGUCACGGAGCUGCGUGAGCUAGAUGCAUAACAAUAACAAGGCCAGCGAGAGAGGCAGCUGGAGCUGCGGUGCGCAGGGCAGAGCGGAACCCACAGAGGCUACUGAGCGAAUACAAGGGUGAAACACCACCAUGUCCCAGGAUGAACAUUUGCAGGCAGGUUCCUGGGUAGAGCUGCACUUCAGUAACAAUGGAAACCUUGCAACGACGCAGCUGCUGGGCCAGGACCAAGGGCCGGCCUCCCUAUCUAUUCACAACGGCGACAUGGAAAAGAUUCUACUGGACGCCCAACAUGAGUCUGGCCGCAGCAGCUCCAGGGAAAGUUCACACUGUGACAGCCCACCUCGCUCUCAGACCCCGAGUAUCCAGAGAUGCAGUGAAAGCGAUACUGUGGGGAGCAAGGAAAAGAGCAGCUCACAGUCAGAAGAAGAUUACAUCGAGCGGAGGAAAGAGUUGGAAAACCUGCUGAAGAAAAAUUCCGACUGGAUAUGGGACUGGUCUAGCCGGCCUGAAAACAUCCCACCAAAAGAGUUCCUUUUCAAGCACCCAAAGCGCAGUGCCGCUCUCAGUAUGAGGAACACCAGUGUCAUGAAGAAAGGGGGGAUCUUCUCCGCUGAAUUUUUAAAAGUUUUCCUCCCGUCACUGCUGCUUUCUCACUUGCUCGCCAUUGGACUGGGUGUUUACAUCGGCAGACGCUUGACCACCUCCACCGGCACCUUUUAAAGGAGAAACUCGCAUGAGAUAACGUUGAACACCCAAGGGCGCGACUCUUGCACUCAAUAUACGUUUUAGCCUUUUUUUUUGUUUUGCUCUGUAAAUGAAUGUUGCUUGUUAUGCCUAACAUAUCAGCAGAAAAGGGGCCGAUGGUCCCUGAAACUGAGGUGACAUUUUCGUUCCGAAUCAACGGGCAUGUUUUAACGUAAAUAUUAAUCUACUGUGAACCGUAAUGGCUUCUUGCAAUCGUGCGAGGUUCCAUAAAAUACAGACGUGUCAUAUUCUUGUGCCUACUCCACCUGGAAAGGAAUGUCCUUUUAAAGCCCCCCAUAUGCACCAACCCUUUUAUUGUCUCCGCACAGGAGAAUUCAGGUUUAAGGAAAUGAGAUUAUAUAGAAGCCAAUGUAGGUUAGUCCUAUGUGGUUCCAAAAUAGUAUCUCCGUUUUAGUGGGAUGUUGGUCAUUGGUGCUCCUUUAAUCAAUUAGGCGUAGUAUCAGGUUGCUGGGAAUAAAGCUCCCCAUAGACGCUAAGAUUUCGCUUGGCGUACGUCUGAUUUUAGCGAAGUCCGACCAAUCCUUCGAAAUUAUCGUGCAGUUAGUGGGAUUGAAACGUUGAAACGAUCAAACAUCUUACGAUUUUUUGCCCGACAUCUGUCAGGAAAUUGAUUGGCCAGGUUAAAAACUCUUUGUCGGCCCCAGUGCAAUCUAUCUAUGUUUGUAGGGCCAAGCAGACAGCUCCCCUUUGUUUUCCUGGCAAAUUGGUCUUUUUAGUUGAUGGACAAUUCGUACGAUCGUUCCGAGAUAAUUGUGGUCUCACGAUGAGGAUCGGAUCUUUUAAAAAUCUCAACAUCGAUGGCCAGCUUUACUGUGUUGUGGUAUGAGGUUGCUGGGAAUAACUGUGCGUCUCUUCCCACUAACUUAAAUGGGUAGCUCUUGACUGCAGGAUGAAAGAUAUCACCUGUUGGAGCCUCUGGGAAGUGCGUUAUUCUGAUGCCCAACAUUUUGUCUUUGCUCCUUUUUCUUGGUAGCUGUGAUGGAACCUUCCAAUAGCCCAUACUUAUUGGGAUAACAUAGCCAAAGAACAGAAAAUCUAAAGGCCUGAACAUCCAAAUUGAUAUGCUGAAUGGAGUUAGAGGGAGCACACCCAAAUUAACACGCAUCGUGCACAUCUACAGGAGGCUACCCAUUAAUGUCUUCAAAGACAACAAUCUCAAUAAAGAAAGGAGGUUUGCACCCUCUAUCCAAAAUAGAAACAUUUUUCAAAACAUCAGUGAGUGUUUCGCCCACUAGGUGGUCUUUAUCAGGGGUAAAAAUGUACAGCAACAAUAUAUUUAUAACAAAAAGACUAUUUUUGCUUUUCGUUGUUUAUUUUUUUCCCUGUUGAAGGCCACCUAGUGGUCGAAAGAAUAGGUGCAUAUUGUAGUAUGAUAUUUUUCACAUAAACACACGUUUUACUAUUUUGGAUAGAGUGUGAAGUCCCAAUUGAUAUCUCUGUACAGUGGAUAUCGGUUGGUUUGUUGAUGGUGUACCGACAGAUGACAUUUUCAGACCUAGCCCAAGUUGGCCAAUGUAUGGUCCAUUGGUGGAUGGGGAAAUGAAGAGGAAUUUGCAUUUCCUCUUCACUUACUGAUGUUCCGAUUGUUUGGGCUGUUGGUCCACGGCAACAUAACUAAAGGAAUACGACCAUACCACGUCAAUGGCUCCUCCCGCAGUAGCCUUCUGUUUGGUCCAUGGGCCGAUCAGCUGGGUAUUGUACAGGACUGGCCAAUUUAUGGCCAACUUUAGAUACUAUGCAUAGUAAGAAAGAGUCAAAGGAGUGGGACAACUUAAACUUGGAACAGAAUCCCUCUUCAUAUACUUGGGCCCCCAAAGCUAAAUGUCUAUAUGUGGAGAAGACAUUACUCGGGGGCAGAAGUGGGGCAGGGAAAGGUGAAUGGUGUAUUCAGUACGCCACAUGUCCUUGUAAGUGACCCAGACUGUGAAUUCGUCUAGAAAACGAGACAUCUAGGCAAAUAGAAACACCUACAUAUCUGGCCGAUUUGUAGCAAUGGGUGAAGGGAUAUUUGCCCUUUAAUAACUAUUGGCAGUGAAGGUGACUGUAAUCUAUAACAAAAUAGAAUUUUAAUUUAUAUAUAUAUAUAUUUUAACAGAGUUUUAAAUGUACCAAAAUAUCUAUUAUUUUAACCCCAGUUCCUAGAAGUAAAGCUUCUUUAAUGUGUUUAAAAAUGUCCCAGCACCUUAAGAGGGGAAUGUUCUAUAGGGUGAGCUGUAAUAGAUCGAAAACUUAAUAGGGUGAGCUGUAAUGGAUCGACAACUCAAUAGGGCGAGCUGUAAUGGAUCGACAAUUCAAUAGGGCGAGUUAUAAUGGAUGGAUAACUUAAUAGGGCGAGCUAUAAUGGAUCUACAAACCAAUAGGUUGAGCUUAUAGCUGUAUUAAACAUACAACUCCCAGCAUCCCUUAUCAGGGGAUCGGACAUCCCUGUUUGAAGAUAAAAUGCUCUGUAGGAAACUAAAUGUGAAGUUAUUUUUUAAGAAAACCUUCUUUAGCCAGUGAUCGGUGUAAAUACACGGAGAUUCAUUACUGAUUAGGUUAAUUUUUAAGCCAAAGUUGAUUUUUUUAAAGGGAACAUAAAUAUCUACAUAACUUAGUGUAAAAUUGGUCAGAGUGCCUAAGUCGCACUUAUGCAAUGUACAUUUUUUUUUUUUUACAGCAUUCGCACACUAAGUAUAUUACUAAUAUCAUGACUGUGUAACGGGAGCGCCCCCUGCUGUUUUGAAUGGAUGCAAAAGGCUGAAAUUACAGAUCCAGGAAGCGUCUCCUGACGUUUUUCUGCUGCAGAACUGCCUAAGUAACUGUCGGGUCAGCACAUAACAGCAGGGGGCGCCCCCCGCACUCUCGACAUGAUGAAAACAAUAACAAAUAAUAUAAAUGACAAAAAUUCUCAGAAGAGCAAUGUGACAUGAAGUUGCAUGAGUUUAGGUAUAUGUCCCCCUUGAGCAUCCUUACUUCUACCCCUUGUACUUAGGGAUUUAUUCACUGUAAUAUGUUUGUACUGUUUCCCCUUUGUUAGGAUGCCGAUUUAUAAUAAGGCGGGUUCCUCUCAUCUGCUUUAUGGCCAUUGUUGGUGCCAUAAGUCACUCCUUUGAGUAUUGUCGUCAGCCUGCCCUUCCCUCAUCCAAACUUUGUAUAUUUCAUAGCCACACAAUGAAUGUUAAUGCAAGUGAUUCUGUGAAAAAAUAAAUAAAUAAAGGUUUGUGUUUUAAAAAUGA
Messenger RNA from Xenopus laevis (African clawed frog), 3985 nucleotides. It is a transcript of the gene bnip3.L, whose product is annotated as BCL2/adenovirus E1B 19kDa interacting protein 3 L homeolog. NCBI's taxonomy places the organism in Eukaryota, Metazoa, Chordata, Amphibia, Anura, Pipidae. The transcript has 6 exons. The record is from RefSeq and is a predicted model, not a curated record. The coding region runs from base 135 to 725 and encodes 196 amino acids. Gene Ontology annotation, cellular component: mitochondrion; endoplasmic reticulum; nuclear envelope. Gene Ontology annotation, molecular function: identical protein binding. Gene Ontology annotation, biological process: positive regulation of apoptotic process; regulation of programmed cell death; positive regulation of programmed cell death.